Mytilus californianus (California mussel) is the source of this 1336-nucleotide messenger RNA. RefSeq lists its product as uncharacterized. The transcript has 7 exons. Bases 134 to 1102 code for a protein of 322 amino acids. Lineage: Eukaryota; Metazoa; Mollusca; Bivalvia; Mytilida; Mytilidae. The record is from RefSeq and is a predicted model, not a curated record.
AAAUGUAAAAUUAUAUUUUUUUUGUUCGUCAUUUGGUAGACCAGAGCUCAUUAAUUGUGCAAGAAUGUAUACUCACGUCACGAGCGAUGACUUAGACCUUAUCUGAGAAACAGAUUGUGUAUGCUCCUUAAAAAUGGCCGGACUAUAUAUAGCAACGAUAAUAAUAUAUACCUUUUUUUAUGCAACGUUCGCCUUAGAAAGACCAUUUAACAAUGCCCAGUAUUUAAGGAGCAAAAUAUUAGACGGCAAAUUUUUCCUGAAAUGCAACAUUUCAGCAUCGGACAGGAUUUUUAAAAUAUUCGCUCCUUCUAACAGAUUUUAUGGAUUCUGUCAAAAAGGAAGCUUAAAGCGAUGGAUGUGUUCGGGCGGCAACAUUAUACCUCAUAUGGAAUCUAAUAUAAUGACUGUGGAAGUAAACAUACGAAUUUCAAAAGAAAAUUGUGGAGAAUGGAAAUGCAUUCAUGGCGGAAAGCAAGAUACUGUUAAUAUUAAAUCAGUUGAAAAAUUAUGCAAUAUUAUGAGAGAUGUAGAAAGAAAACCAGAGUUUAAAGGCGUCGCUUUGAAGUAUUAUAGAUUAAAGACAGUCUUUAAAUUCUCUUGCAUCAUCUUUCAGCGACCAAUAGGAAACACUGUGAAUUUUCUUGUAAAUUAUACAACUGUAGAUAGUCUACGCUUUUACAACAACAGAUGUUACAAUAAAAACAGAGCAUGCACUGCCAGAACUGAUAUCUGUGGGUGUUCUUACACAGACAAUGUUUUUACAAUGAGAUAUGUACUUGAAAAGACGGGGUCAGUUUACAUUAAUACAACUUUUGGAGUUCAAAUGAUAUUAACCGGAAAUAAUGGAAAGGGAGUCCAAUUGACAUUAUUACGGGUGUAUGAUGGCAAAGAGUUUGGAAAGCUUCAGACCGUAACGGUUCCAAAUGCACAUGUGCACAUACCAGAUGUAGAGACAGUCAAUAAAGAUGAUAACAAUGGUACGGGAAUACAUAAUUUUCUGCUGUUCAUUCUCUUAUCUUGGAUUGCAGUUGGUGUCUUUUGGAUACUUAUCGCUGUACUCGUCAAAUGCAGAGGUUCUUUCAAAGAUACAAAAUUCCAGUAAAUCAAUAGGAUUGCAUAAAGGAGCAAGAAACUCAUUUACUUUUUGUUGUCAAAACCCUUGAGAGAAGUUAAGACGGACAGAAUCGCCAACAUCGGUCCAACAAUACAAAUAGUUUCUAUAAAACCGAAUGAUGUCAGAAUGUGAAAACGAAAAUAAAAAUAAAUGUUGACGGUAUCAAUAUCUGUAACUGUUAUGAAACCGCUUUUAUGUACAUUAAAAUGUCUUCCUAGAAUA